Melanotaenia boesemani (Boeseman's rainbowfish) is the source of this 509-nucleotide messenger RNA. RefSeq names its product cytochrome c oxidase assembly factor 4 homolog, mitochondrial (gene coa4). Gene Ontology annotation, biological process: mitochondrial respiratory chain complex IV assembly. Gene Ontology annotation, cellular component: mitochondrial intermembrane space. The transcript is spliced from 2 exons. Lineage: Eukaryota; Metazoa; Chordata; Actinopteri; Atheriniformes; Melanotaeniidae. The record is from RefSeq and is a predicted model, not a curated record. The coding region runs from base 164 to 415 and encodes 83 amino acids.
CGUCCGUUGCUGAAAUAUGUCGUCCAUGUAACGCCAAUGCUGUUUGUGUGAUUACGCCGUCUGGAGAUAUGAUCAUAUGAAAUUAUCAUUUUCAUCACGAUAAAGAGAUUCACAGAGCAACAAUAAAGAGACUACAUAAGUCAGUGUAUUAUAUGCAAGCAAGAUGGCAUCCCCUUCACCUCAUGACCGCAGCCGAAAAGAUGAUGAGGAUGACCCCGUUGAACAGAUGAUCUCCCGCACUGGCUGUGCUGAGCUGCAUUAUGCUGUGCAGGAAUGUAUGGCCGAACAUCAGGACUGGCGAUCCUGCCAGAAGCAGGUUCAGGCUUUCAAAGACUGCAUGAUGAAUUUCCAAAGUUCUCGGAAAGAACAACUGAAGAAGCAACAGCAAAUGGAAACUGAGUCUGCAACCAGCUGAACUCACAAGUCCAAACACAGGACCUGAUUUUAAUGUGCAAAGACUACCUAAUUUAAUUACUUGUGAUGAAAAUAAAGUGUGAGCAACUUCAUAA